Molecule: messenger RNA, 2238 nt
Organism: Sesamum indicum (sesame)
Lineage: Eukaryota; Viridiplantae; Streptophyta; Magnoliopsida; Lamiales; Pedaliaceae
Gene: ALDH22A1
Product: aldehyde dehydrogenase 22A1
Molecular function (GO): oxidoreductase activity, acting on the aldehyde or oxo group of donors, NAD or NADP as acceptor
Source: RefSeq, a predicted model, not a curated record
UGUAUACUGUCAGUCAGCACAACCCAGCACUAAAAACUGAAGAGAAAGAGUAGAGAGUGAAGCGCAGCAUUUUUUUUCAGAAAAGCUUCUAUAAAUCUUUUACUCCUGAACUGCGCUUCAAUUGAAUACCGAAUAUAUUACAGUUUCUGUUUAUCUUUCUAGGGUUUGAUUUCGGAGCGUUGAGCAUCUGAAUCGGUUGGAAACGUCAAAAACGAUGGCGUUUUGGUUCCUGCUGGUGGUUGUCGCAUUCGCGUUCGCGAUCUGCAAAUUACUCUUUAUGUUCAUUCCAUCUAAUGUGCCUUCGAUCGACGUUGACACCUCCGAUGUGUUGGAUGAUCUGAAUCAGACUAAGGAAAACAGCUUCAUCUAUAUACCUUCCAGAAGACAAACAGAUAAAGUCCAAUGCUAUGAGCCUGCAACAAUGAAAUACUUGGGCUACUUCCCUGCACUGAAACCAGAUGAAGUAAAGGAGCGUGUGGCACAGGCAAGGAAGGCUCAAAAGGUAUGGGCAAAAAGUAGCUUCAAGCAAAGGCGCCAGUUUCUAAGAAUACUUCUGAAGUACAUCAUUGAGCACCAGGAUCUUAUAUGCGAGGUUUCUUCACGUGAUACCGGGAAGACCAUGGUUGAUGCAUCUUUAGGAGAAAUUAUGACAACCUGUGAGAAAAUCACUUGGCUUCUCUCAGAAGGUGAAAAGUGGCUAAAACCUGAGUACAGAUCAUGUGGAAGAUCAAUGCUUCACAAGACAGCUAAAGUGGAAUUUCAUCCCCUUGGCGUUAUUGGAGCCAUUGUUUCAUGGAACUAUCCAUUUCACAACAUAUUUAAUCCAAUGUUAGCAGCAGUCUUUUCAGGGAAUAGCAUUGUGAUUAAGGUUUCAGAACAUGCAAGUUGGUCAGGAUGUUUCUAUUUUCGCAUAAUCCAAGCUGCCCUUUCUGCUGUAGGAGCUCCAGAAAAUUUGGUUGAAGUUAUAACAGGGUUUGCAGAGACUGGAGAGGCCCUAGUGUCUUCAGUUGACAAAAUUAUCUUUGUUGGAUCACCGGGUGUUGGUAAAAUUAUAAUGAGGAAUGCUGCAGACACAUUAAUACCAGUUACUCUUGAGCUUGGCGGAAAAGAUGCCUUUAUUGUCUGUGAAGAUGUUGAUGUGCCGCAUGUUGCUCAAGUUGCUGUAAGGGGUGGUCUGCAGUCAAGUGGGCAGAAUUGUGCUGGAGCUGAGAGGUUUUAUGUUCACAAAGACAUUUAUUCCUCAUUUGUUGCUGAAGUUGUCAAAAUUGUGAAAUCUGUUACUGCUGGCCCUCCACUUGUUGGAAAAUACGACAUGGGAGCUAUAUGCAUGCAAGAGCAUUCUGAAAAGCUUCAGAGUCUGGUAAAUGAUGCCCUUGACAAAGGAGCUGAAAUUGUUGGUCGAGGAAGUGUUGGGAAUAUUGGUGAAGGGGCUGUUGAUCAGUACUUCCCUCCGACAGUUAUUGUAAAAGUCAACCAUACCAUGAAGUUGAUGCAAGAGGAGGCUUUUGGACCAAUUAUGCCAAUAAUGGAAUUUAGUACCGACGAAGAGGCAAUCAAACUUGCAAAUGACUCGAGGUAUGGUCUUGGAUGUGCUGUGUUCUCAGGCAGCCAGAAGCGAGCAAGAGAAAUAGCAUCUCAAUUACACUGCGGGAUUGCUGCAAUAAAUGAUUUUGCAUCAAACUACAUGUGUCAGUCCCUUCCAUUUGGUGGUGUAAAAGAUAGUGGAUUUGGAAGAUUUGCUGGUGUAGAAGGGUUAAGAGCCUGCUGUCUUGUUAAAUCCGUAGUGGAGGACAGAUGGUGGCCACUCAUCAAAACUAAGUUACCAAAACCUAUUCAGUAUCCCAUAUCGGAGAAUGCGUUUGAGUUUCAGCAAUCACUGGUGGAAGCACUGUAUGGUUUAAAUGUCACCGACCGUCUAAGGGCACUGGUGGAUGUUCUGAAAACCCUGUCUGAACCCAACACCACUAAGAACAGUAAGAGAACAGACUAAAACUGACAUCCAGCUGCUGCCCAUAAUCUGGCGAUCUCUCUUAAGUUUUGGUCGCUGCAAAGCCAAUAUCAAUGGUUUCUUGUAACUCUGGUCUUUUACCCGGUUUUGGUUCAUUUAACUUUGAGUCAAUGUGUACAUUCAGACAGACUACAAAUGCUAGGCAUGCCCGGUUUACCUUUGAACCUUCACUAAUGUAGAACUAUAAUGAAAUGGAACAGCAGUAGAGCAGUAAUUUCUUCUUUGUUCUU